GCGAUGGCGUCUCUGGGCAUCGGGCUGGCGGUCCUGGGCUGGACGGGCAGCAUCCUAACGUGCACGCUGCCCAUGUGGAAGGUGUCGGCGUUCGUCGGCAACAACAUCGUGGUGGCGCAGGCCAUCUGGGAGGGCCUGCGGACGACGUGCGCGGUCCAGAGCACGGGCCGGAUGCGGUGCAAGGUGUACGACUCGCUGCUGGCGCUGCCCCCCGACCUGCAGGCGGCGCGGGCCACGGUGGUCGUCGCCAUCCCGCUGUCACUGCUGGGCCUGCUGCUGUCCGUGGCGGGCGGCAAGUGUACCGCCUGCGUGGAGGACGAGGGCGCCAAGGCUCGGGCGGCCGCGGCGGCCGGCGCCUUCUUCGCUCCGUGCCUGGUGACCGUGUCGCUGCCCGCCAACGCCGUCAUCCGCGACUUCUACGACCCGGCCGUGCCCGACGCCCAGAGGGGGGAGCUGGGGGCCUGCCUGUACCUGGGCUGGGGGCCUUCGGGACUGCUGCUGAUGGUGGGGCGCCCUCCCCCCGCCAAGGAGUUUGCGUGA
Messenger RNA from Phycodurus eques (leafy seadragon), 540 nucleotides. RefSeq names its product claudin-like protein ZF-A89. Gene Ontology annotation, molecular function: structural molecule activity. The transcript has a single exon. Lineage: Eukaryota; Metazoa; Chordata; Actinopteri; Syngnathiformes; Syngnathidae. Gene Ontology annotation, biological process: bicellular tight junction assembly; cell adhesion. The coding region runs from base 4 to 540 and encodes 178 amino acids. Gene Ontology annotation, cellular component: plasma membrane; bicellular tight junction. The record is from RefSeq and is a predicted model, not a curated record.